AUGGAAGUAGAUCAAUCUUGCAAUAACGCUAAUGAAGUCGUGGCGGAGUCCACAGAAGUUAUCAAAUCCAGUGAAAACGUACCACCAGCCAAUCCACCAACAACAGAAGACAGUGCUGUAGAGGCAUUGCGGCAAAUUCAAGAGGAUCAAAAAUUUGAGGCAGAGACACGGGCCAUGGUGAAAACUCUUCUUGCUGAAAAAGGUGAAUCCCAUGUACAAAGUAUGCUUCAGUCAGAAAUUCAAAUAGUUAAAAAGAAAGAAUCUGAAAUUGCUGCUACGAAGAAAAAGGUUGCGAGUGUUGUGAGAGACAUUGGGGAUUUACAAUUAGAGAUCCGACGAAUCAUAGAGGCUAGAACAGAAGCCGAGCGUGUUUGCAAAGUCCUUCAAGAAGCGAUGAAAAGACGUGCCGCUCUCACAGAGGAGGCUGUAAAAGAGAUGGAGCAACACCGACGAGGGGUGGAAGAGAAGGUAGAAAAUAAUGUGAAUGAUAUUCGUUCAAAGUGUGAUGAACGUAAAAAGGAGGCGGAGACUAUUAUAGAGGAGAAUGAACAUUUACGUGAGGAAGUGGCAAAACAAAAGAAGAGUUUUGAUGAUGCCUAUGCCUCUUAUCAACAGAGUUGGAAAGAACGUGAGGUUCAUGUAGAGGAACUCAUGCGAACGUUUCGUGAAGUGUCAAAAGAAACGGAACUGCUGGAGGCCCGUUUGGCUCUUCUGCGGCGAGAACGACAAGUCGCCCAAGAGGGAUCAGUCGUCCUGCAGCAACAAAUCGAUAUGUACAACACCCGCUUUAGUGAAUUUGGAAACUCACACUCUGUGGAUGAUGUGGAGCGCAUUGCGGCCCAACAGCGUAUGGAGGGAGAGGCGCGGAUUACACAGUUGGAGAGUGAAAAGAAGGAGGCGAAUGAAUUGCGAUUGAAGUUUGAUAAAGAAACGGCGAGUUGGCGGGCCGCCCUCGCAGUGGCGAAACGUGAAUGGACGAAAGUGGAAAAGGCAAAAUUGGCGGCAGAGCGACAGUGUCGUUUGGCACAGGAACGUGCACGGCAGAAUGAGAAGAAGAGCGAAAGUGGAUGA
Trypanosoma theileri is the source of this 1071-nucleotide messenger RNA. RefSeq lists its product as uncharacterized. Bases 1 to 1071 code for a protein of 356 amino acids. The transcript has a single exon. Gene Ontology annotation, molecular function: syntaxin binding. NCBI's taxonomy places the organism in Eukaryota, Euglenozoa, Kinetoplastea, Trypanosomatida, Trypanosomatidae. The record is from RefSeq and is a predicted model, not a curated record.